Rotaria socialis is the source of this 5445-nucleotide messenger RNA. Lineage: Eukaryota; Metazoa; Rotifera; Eurotatoria; Philodinida; Philodinidae. The record is from the annotation of a GenBank genome assembly.
AUGUCGAUUAGUCCUUCACAACGCAAUUCUUCUCCAGAGAUAGUUAAUACAAUGACGGGCAAUUCCAAUGAAGAUGAUGCACAGCAAUUUCAACAGAUUAUACGUGAUCGAAAAUACGAACGUGAGGAUAUCCAAAAGAAGGCAUUCACUAAAUGGAUCAAUAAUCAAUUAGCGAAUACAACUCCAACACUCACUAUUACAGAUUUAUUUCAAGAUUUACGCGAUGGAGUUGUUCUACUUCGAUUAUUGGAAGUAUUUACUGGAAAUGAAUGUAAAAGAGAAAAUGGUAAAAUGCGUGUACAUCAUAUUGGUAAUGUGAAUAAAGUUAUAGCUGUACUCAAUGAACAUGGAAUCAAACUUCUUAGUAUAUCGUCAAAUGAUAUUGUUGAUGGUAAUCCAAAAUUAACACUUGCAUUGAUAUGGUCCAUAAUUCAAUAUUGGCAAGGAAAAGAUGUUAUUGAAUCCGUUGUACCUGAUUCCCAGCAGACUAACAUUGAGAAAUUUCUACUUUCAUGGUGUCAAGAACAAACAAAAGGAUACAAAGGUGUAGCGAUUAAUGAUUUUACACGCAGCUGGCAAGAUGGUCUUGCUUUUAAUGCGUUGAUCCAUAGAUAUCGGCCAGAUCUAUUUAAUUAUGAAGACAUUUUACAAAAUGCUUCCGCUAGAAAUCUUGAACAUGCAUUCAGUGUCGCAAAAAAUGUUUUCAAAAUUGAUCGAUAUCUUGACGUUGAAGAUGUUCUCUCCGAUUAUCCGGAUAGAAAAUCUAUUUUAAUGUAUGUCAUGUGUCUCUUUCAACAGUUACCAACUAGUAAUAUUGUUAUCGAAGAUAAUGAGAGAAGUGACCCCUCAACGACAACUACGACGACGACGAUAACAAAUGAUAAAACAACAGAGACGAAGUCUCAAACAAAAACGGAUUCAACUCAAUUGCAACAAUAUCAAGCUAAUAUGGAAAGAAUACUUCAGUGGAUUCUUAAACUUGAAAAUGAGCUUGAUAAACAAGAUACAACUUUAUCAGAUGAUUUAAAAGCUAUUAAACAACGAUUUCAAAAUCAUGAGGCGUUUAUGAUCAGUUUAACUAAAGAUCAAAAUCAAAUCGGUGAUGUACUUGUAGAAGGAAAUAAAUUAUUAACAUCCAAAAAAGUUCAUCUACAUCCACAGCUAGAAAAUGAGAUAAAAGAACAAAUGAAAAUGCUUAACCAUCGAUGGGAAUUGUUACGUUCGAAAUCCCUUGAUAAACAAUACAUCCUUCAUAAAGCAUUAAUGAAACUUCAAAUUGAUCAAAUCGAAUCAUUCGACGCUUGGCUAUUUCAAACUGAACAGCGUAUAUCAACAGAUUUAGAUUUAGUCGAACCGAAUCUAUCGGACAUUGAACGGCAACAUCAACAAUUAGCUCAAUUACAAGAUGAACUUUUUUCUCAACAGGCUAUUACUGAAUCAUUACAAAAUAUGAUCAUUAUUAUCGAUGAUUCCGUGUCAGAUGAAGAAAAUUCGCCAUCGAAAUAUACUGCAUCCGAAAUCGAAACUAAAUUAUUAAGUUUAAGUGAGCGUUGGGCAAAUAUAUGUAAUUUUGUACAUAAUCGUUGGCAACAAUUGCAAGAAGUUAAAAUUGAAUUCGAACAAAUUGAGUUAAAUCGAAUAAAAGCUGAUGAAUGGUUAACAAGUAAAGAAGAAGAAAUGGGUAAAAUUAAAACCGAAACAAAUACUACCGAUACUGAAAUACUUUUACAACAAGUCCGUUCGAUUCAGAAAACGGAAUCUGAAAUGAACGACAUACGCCAAUCAAUUCUUUCAUUGGACAACAGUUUGAAGAUUCUAAGUACAUUUUAUGAUAGUACAUCAUCGAAUGAAUUAAAAACUUUAAAUGAACAAAUAAAUACUUUUGAAAAGCGUUGGUCACAACUUAUCAAUGACCUUGAAGAAUGUUCGGCACGACUAAAGAAAGUGAGUUCGAGCGUUGAAAAACAUGUGCACACAAAUGUAAAGACAAAUAAUCAUCCCACACAGAAAACGAUAACCUCAACAACAACAACAACAGUUGAACAAACGGAAACUAUGACUGAUAAUUCCGACGAUUCAACAAAUAAGAAAACAAGAAAGCAUAGUGAAAAUGCCCUAAAAUCUGACUUUGAUCUAUCUGCUAGAAAAUAUAUCGAUUGGAUUGAAAACAUCGAAAGAAUAUUAAAAGAAAAACUGUUAAACCCGUUAAAGCCUAAUGAACGAGAAGAAAUUAUUCAGGAAGUUAAAACAAAAUAUUUAUCAUACGAUGAUCAAUUGAAAGUGCUUGUUCAAACAGGCAAUGUUAUAGCAAAACAAUUAAAAGAUGCUAAUGAAGAUUCUAGUGAACAUGAGUCAUCAUUAAAAUUAUUAGAAAAUCGAUGGCAAGAACUUCAUAAUCUAAUUCUUAAAUGCGAACUCGAAAGCGAACAAGUAAAAUUUAAUAGUGAAAUUGACGCAUUAGUUCAAGCACGUGCCGAGUAUCAACGAUGGCUCGAAUCAACCUCACUGUCGGAUUCAACUACUGAACUACAGACGAAAUUAGAAAGUAUUCAGACAUAUAACGAACGUCUUGCAUAUUUAAAACGUAUGGCUCAGCGUUUUGAUACUGAUACUGUUCAACGUACAAAUGAUUUACUACGUUCAUGGGACGAAACACAUUCCCGGCUUCGUGAAAGAACUAUUCCAGUCGAAAUUAUGCAACAACAGCCAUCCGGAAUAAGUACCGGCUCUGGCGUCACAACGUUUCGUCAAACGACUGUUUCAUCGGUUCCAACAAGUCCUAAUCGAUCAGAAAUAAAUGAACACUCGUCGUCAUCAACAGCCACAACAGCAGCAGCAACAUCAACGUCGACGUCACAUCUAGGUCCGUCUAUUGGUGAAAACGGAAGUGUUUUUACUUUAACAAACAUCUAUACAUUUGGUGGUCGCGAUGGAAAUUCUACGACUGGCUUAGCUGAUGUAGGAGCCGAUAAGUAUCGUGUAAAAUCUUAUGUUGAAGUAUUUGAUCAACCAUCAACACAGAACGAGAGUGAUUAUGAACGACACUAUCGUGAAACUCAUUCGUCAUCAUCGUUUACACGAAAAGUACGAACGAGCGCCACUGAUACGUAUGAUUUUGGUCAAAAUGGAAAUUGUGAAUCAUCGAAUUUUCAACGUCAAUUCGAAACAACAGUUCCAUCGUCGACUGGAUUCACUCCUGAACAAAAGUUACCUGGUACUAGUUAUUAUCCAUCAUUACCAUCAAUCUUUACUGACACACACUGCAAAUUACGUGUUUGGCUUGAAUAUGUCGAACAAUCAUUGUUGACAGAUAAAAUUCGUAUAUCGGAUCUUCAUGCAAUAAAUGCGAAAAAAAAAGUUUAUAAAGAAUUACUUGAGCAAACUUUUGAACAAGAACGUAAUUUAGAAUCGUUAAAUAAAAUAGCAACUGAACAUUAUUCUAAAUUAACUAUUGAUAUAACUCGACGUGUGCAAGAAGAACUAAUUAAUUAUCGAGAUCGCUUAAAUGAUCUUAAAAUGUUUCUUAGUGAUCGUUUAACAAAAUGUAAUAAUCUUGAUAAAAUAUUAAAUGAUUUUGAAAGUGGAAUGGAAAAAGUUAAAAUUUGGAUUCGUAAUGCUCAAACACGUUUAACAACUAGCUCAAGCUUAAUAGGAGUAGAAGAUCAAUUAGGCCGAAAUCAGAAUAUUCAACAAGAAAGUCGCGAAACACAAACAAUUAUUAAUCGUUUAAAUCGAGAUAUUAUUGAUAUAACAAAAGAUGUCGAUGAAAGUUUAGCCCGACGUUUACGAGAAGACAUGCGAAUAAUAAAUGAAAGUUGGAGCCGAUUUAUUAGUUCGAGUAAAGCUCAUUCACAAAAUGUGCAGGAAACAAUACAGCGUAAUAGAUUAAUACAGGAAGAAAUUCGUGAAUUAGAAGAUUGGCUUAUGGAUAGAGAACGUGAAACAUUCCUUGACGAUGGAUCCAUAUUCUAUCACGAACAAUUUCGUGAACGACUUGAACAGUAUCAAAGACUUCAAACAGAAUUGACUCAUAAAGAACAUACUUUACGAACUCUGAUUGAUCGAAAUAGACAAGAUGGAACUCAACCAUCACUUGAAUUAACACAAUAUCUAGACACAUUAGUUUCAAAUUGGUCUAGUUUACAGAAAAAAGUGGAUACUAAAAUCUCACUAUAUUCAGAACUUUAUAAAUUACAUGAAGAACUAAAAGAAUUACUUUAUCAAGAAAAUGUAUGGCUUGAUGCAUUACAAAAUAGAAUAUUUACACCAGUGAAUCAUAAUGCUGAUGCCCAAGAAGCAUCAGAAGAACUUGAUACUAUCGAACGUUUUAUUAAAACUCAUCCAAAAGCGAAUUAUGACAGAAUUUUUGAAAUCUCCGAUCGUCUUCAAGCCAUUAAGGUGUCCAUACCUACAAUAAAUAGUCAAAUCAGUCAAUUUCAACUACGUUGGGAUCAAUUACAUGAAGAUGUUUUGAAACGAGUUCAUACAUUAAAUGCUCAACUAUCUGAUUAUCAACAAUUAGGCAAGCAAAUCGUAGAUAUGGUUGAAUGGAUGAACCACACAGACACAAUACUUAAUUCAAGAUUAAGAGAUGAUGUCUAUGCAAGUGAUGUACCGAGUGAAGCUGAUAAACUAACUGUCGAAUUCAACCAAUAUGAUUCAUUUUUGCGCACUAUAGAAGAUAAGAUUCAUGCACUACGCAUAGUUGGUAAACAUGAUGCUGCCAGACGACUUGAUCAACAAUUUGUUCUAAUAAAAAAUCAAUUCAAUCAAUUGAAAAAUAAAUUUCGGCAAUUUCAAAAACCAUCCGAUUUUGAACCAAAAUAUGCUAAACUGCGUCAAAUUUUACUUGAUGUCGAACAAAAUAUCUAUACACUUGAAAUACGUUCUGAUGAUCCGGAUGUCAUUCAUAAUCAAUUAGAACAUUGUUUAAAACUUUAUAAAAUUCUAUCGGAUAUUAAAUCUGAUGUUGAAUAUGUUAUUCGUGUUGGACGAAGUAUUGUUGAAAAAGGACAAGUCGAUGAAGCAAAUGAUUUAACAAGACAGAUCGAUCAGUUAAAAGCAACUUUCAAUAAUCUCGGACCUAGAGUAUCAGCAGCAAGAACUCAAUUGGAUAGUGUCGAACGUCAUCUACGUAAAUUUCGUAAGGAAUAUUCGCAUAUUCAUGAAUGGUUUGUUAAAGCUGAUCAUGAAAUACGUAAAAUUGAAAAUAAACCAGUAUCAAAGAAUAACAGAGAAGAAAUCGAUUGGAUACGAACAACACGAAAUGAUAUUAAAAAACUUGAAGCUAAUUUUGAAAUCUUAAGAAAUCUAGAACAUUCAAUACAGAAAGAUACUGAACGCCCAUUACCAGGUCUUCAUGAAAAGAUCAGCGAAUUAAAACGUCAAGUCGAUCAAUUAGACAGACGGCUCAAAGAUCGAUCAGAUAUUGUUGAGGUAAGAUGA